Loxodonta africana (African savanna elephant) is the source of this 1830-nucleotide messenger RNA. It is a transcript of the gene GET3, whose product is annotated as guided entry of tail-anchored proteins factor 3, ATPase. The record is from RefSeq and is a predicted model, not a curated record. Gene Ontology annotation, cellular component: GET complex. Bases 656 to 1702 code for a protein of 348 amino acids. The transcript has 7 exons. Gene Ontology annotation, molecular function: ATP binding; ATP hydrolysis activity. NCBI's taxonomy places the organism in Eukaryota, Metazoa, Chordata, Mammalia, Proboscidea, Elephantidae. Gene Ontology annotation, biological process: post-translational protein targeting to endoplasmic reticulum membrane.
CCUAGCCUGGGCGCUCAGGGUGCACGAGCCAAGGGUCUGUGGACCUUCCCCACAACUGGAGUUAUUCUCCUUCUAACCCACUCGCAGCCGGGGACCUGUUUCCAGCCAACUAGUCAGUCCGUCUAUGAUUGGUUUGUGGCAGGAGCCAGGUGGCUCACAAUCAAUUGGAUAACAGAGAGGGCGGACCUGAGGCGGUGUGGGGAAAUGAUCGACACGAAGUCGAGCUAAUGGAAUGUGGUCAGACCGGACUUUCAGCUCUAACCUCACCGAGAGGGCAUGGAGCGGGUGUUUGGCCGGUUGCUAAGGUAAGGUUGGCGCCACCGGAGCAUGAGGGUGAUUGGUGGAAGUAAGAAAAGAUAUAGCCAAUGAAACGUGUGCUGCCAGACUUCUACCCCAAUCAGAGAAGGGGAGUAGACUGGGACGCCUCAGUAUGUUAAUUAGACAGGGGGAGUCUUUACAAAACUAUAGACGUGAAGUCGACCACGUGAGCCCUAGAAACGGAGGACAUUGGCAUUAUAGUCUCUAUUAGCUCCUAAGAGGCAGGCCACGAGAAAAUUAUUUCAAGUGUCCGGUCUCGACGGGGAUGUGAUAAGGAGUUUCCCCCGUAGGCCCUUUGCAUGGUGCGCUCCGCUUGUUCACGUGAGCCGGUUACAAGAUGGCGGCAGGGGUGGCUGGGUGGGGGGCUGAGGCAGAGGAGUUCGAGGAUGCGCCUGAUGUGGAACCACUGGAGCCCACGCUUAGCAACAUCAUCGAGCAACGCAGCCUUAAGUGGAUCUUCGUCGGGGGCAAGGGUGGCGUGGGCAAGACAACCUGCAGCUGCAGCCUGGCAGUCCAGCUGUCCAAGGGGCGGGAGAGUGUUCUGAUCAUCUCCACAGACCCAGCCCACAACAUCUCGGAUGCUUUUGACCAGAAGUUCUCCAAGGUGCCUACCAAGGUCAAAGGCUAUGACAACCUCUUCGCCAUGGAGAUUGACCCCAGCCUUGGCGUGGCAGAGCUGCCUGAUGAGUUCUUUGAGGAGGACAACAUGCUGAGCAUGGGCAAGAAGAUGAUGCAGGAGGCCAUGAGCGCCUUCCCAGGCAUUGACGAGGCCAUGAGCUACGCUGAGGUCAUGAGGCUGGUGAAGGGCAUGAAUUUCUCGGUGGUGGUAUUUGACACAGCACCCACGGGCCACACGCUGAGGCUGCUCAACUUCCCCACUAUCGUCGAGAGGGGCCUGGGCCGCCUCAUGCAGAUCAAGAACCAGAUCAGCCCCUUCAUCUCACAGAUGUGCAACAUGCUGGGCCUGGGGGACAUGAACGCAGACCAGCUGGCCUCCAAGCUGGAGGAGACACUGCCUGUCAUUCGUUCUGUCAGCGAGCAGUUCAAGGACCCUGAGCAGACCACCUUUAUCUGCGUGUGUAUUGCUGAAUUCCUGUCCCUGUAUGAGACAGAGCGGCUAAUUCAGGAGCUAGCCAAGUGCAAGAUUGACACACACAACAUCAUUGUCAACCAGCUCGUUUUUCCUGACCCUGAGAAGCCCUGCAAGAUGUGUGAGGCCCGCCACAAGAUCCAGGCCAAGUACCUGGACCAGAUGGAGGACCUAUAUGAAGACUUCCACAUCGUGAAGCUGCCACUGUUGCCCCACGAAGUGCGGGGUGCGGACAAGGUCAACACUUUCUCAGCCCUCCUCCUAGAACCCUACAAACCCCCCAGCACCCAGUAGCACCGCUGCCCACCCCAGCUGCUGCCAUUUCACGCCCACCCUCCAACCCUACCCCAGGGCAGAGUUUGCACAAGGUCCUCCCAUGGUGCAGGGGGAGCCACUGGGGGGAGGGGAGGGAGGUGGCGAGG